CUUCUUGAAAUAAGUCAUUGUGCAAAUGACAAAGUCACUUUUCAGAAUAAGGAUUUUAGUUUUUAUCUCUCUCUCUCUGUCUCUCUCUCUCUUUACCUUUAAUAUUAAAGGGUAUAUUCACCAGCCCAUACUUAGAUGUUUUUGGGGAAGUACCAAAGGUACUCUGCUAGGGAUUUUUUUUCUUUUUUUUUUUGCAAGUGUAGUAAAAAUAAAAUCCAGCCAAUUGCAAGUGUUCUUGUAAUAAGAUGUAUUUCCAGAAGAUAAAAUUAGUAAAUUUAUCCUGGUAGAAUUGCAGUUUACAGUAAAACUUUGAUCAUGGACAACUUAAACAGCUUCACUGAUGAUGAAUUCAAAGACUCUAAAAUAUUCUCAUUUUCAGAGAAGAUGAAUUUUGGAUCAACUGGACUCACAUCAUUUGAAAUUAGUGAACCAAAGAAAGAGAAAAAGACUUGCAGAUGCUGUAUUUGGUCUGUACUCAUAAUAUAUUUGGUUAUGCUCACGGGAGGCAUGGGACUGCUGGCCUAUGAAGUCUAUAUGUUGCACAAAAUUAUAAAUAACAUGAAAGAAGGCAGACCAGCAAAACUAGUGAAUCAUCUUGCUAAUGGCACCAUGGAGAAUGAGAUCCUUUUUGGAGUCAAUGCUCAGAGUGAUCAAGGACACUGGAUCCACAGUUUUAAAAAAGAAAUUCAUGUAAUCAAACUGAGCAACCAACAUCUGCAAUGGGAAAUGGCGAACAUUACAGACCAAAUUAAAAGCAACAUGACUCAAGGAAUUACAGGACCUCCUGGUCCCAAAGGAGAAAGGGGAAUUCCAGGAAGACAAGGUGACCAAGGAGAUAAAGGUGAAAAAGGAGACGUUGGUUUAACAGGCAUCAAAGGAGACCCUGGAACAAACGGGAUAGGACUUUCUGGACCAAAAGGAGAACCUGGAGUUCCAGGAAUACAAGGAUAUCCUGGUUCCCCGGGAGAGAAAGGUGACAGAGGAGCCAUGGGACCAGAAGGGACAAAAGGACAGCAAGGUCUACCAGGUUUAUCUGGACUAAAUGGUGAAAAGGGAUCAAAAGGGAAUCUUGGGCCUGUCGGACCAAAGGGUGAACCAGGAAUGAAAGGAGACAUGGGAGAGAUGGGAUCACACGGCUUUCCAGGAUCAAAAGGAGAAGCUGGCGAAAGAGGAAUCACGGGCCCAAGAGGAAUAACUGGUGAUCCAGGAGAGAAGGGAGAGAAGGGAGACCAAGGCCAGCAAGGUCCACCAGGUCAUGACGGUUUUCGUGGACCACAAGGAAAUAAAGGUGCUGUUGGAGAUGUGGGUUCACCAGGAACUCGUGGUCCAAAGGGUGAACAAGGGGAGAAAGGAGCAGAAAGUCAAGUUCCAGGCCCGCAAGGACAAAAAGGUGAUCAGGGUCAAAAAGGUAAUAAGGGAGAUAAAGGAUCACCAGGAGCACAAGGUUCUAAAGGUGAAAGGGGCAUCUCAGGAUUCGGUGCUUUCCUAAGACUCAUAGGACAAGACAACCGUGGUCGUGUGGAGAUUCUGCAUAAAGGGGAGUGGGGCACCAUCUGUGAUGAUCUCUGGGAUGUGAAUUCUGGCAACGUGAUUUGCCGAAUGCUGGGGUUCAAUCGGGCUGUUAAUACCUUCACUGCACCUGCAGGAUCUGGACAAAUCUGGCUGGAUGAUGUACAAUGUUCAGGAAAUGAACCCUCCAUUUAUUUGUGUAGUAAACGUGAAUGGGGUGAAAACAACUGCGGUCAUGGUGAAGAUGCUGGGGUUGAGUGUGAAUAAGGCAGUUUUGCAGCACAAUCUGUAAAAUAAUAUUGAAAUAAGUGUCUCAGCCUUGUCGUGCAGUGUGAUCUUACUGAUCAGUUACCUAUUGCUUACUGUCUUCUGUUGUAUCAAUGUAUUUUUAGGUUCUUCUUUGAUUGAGAUCAAGUUUAAAGAUGUAUUUGAUGUAACUAGGCUCACAAGUACACUGAGGAAUGUUUUUUUUAUGUAAAAAUCCCAUAAAUUGCAUCUUUAUUCACCUGGAUGAAGGAUCUAUUGAUACAGUUGGACUUCCUAAUAAGAAGCAUUACCGUUACAUAAUCACUGUUAAAAGAAAGAGGGAGGAGUAUAUAUUGUGUGUGUAUGUGUGUUAUGUUUUGCUAUGUUUUGUUUAGUUUUGUUGGUUAAAAAUAAAAUAAAAAAACACACAAGGAAGAUACAUACCACAAAGCAAUGAAUAUCUGCCAAGUUAGAUUUCAUCUUCAAUAAAGUAAAAUGACUUUGCUAGGUUCUUCUGUAGAUAAAACAAUUGAACUUCACAUCAUUGUUUUAUAAAGCAGCCGGGAUUCCAGGAAACAUUCACAGCCUUGCUCACUGAAGUAGAACUUCACAAAAAAUGAUGACCAUGCUUCUUUAGCCUUUAUAUUACUUUCACCCUCUUCCAAGGGUGCUGUCAAUGCUGCAAAUAUUGUAUAUUCUUGCUUUUGACAAUAUGCAGAACUGUCUGAUAUUUAUGGGAUUAAUACAGAGCAGAAGGGGAGUAGGGGUAAAGCCCGGGAAAGAAAGAGGAAGAAAA
Molecule: messenger RNA, 2551 nt
Organism: Crotalus tigris (Tiger rattlesnake)
Lineage: Eukaryota; Metazoa; Chordata; Lepidosauria; Squamata; Viperidae
Gene: MARCO
Product: macrophage receptor with collagenous structure
Exons: 17
Coding region: 316-1776 (486 amino acids)
Cellular component (GO): membrane
Source: RefSeq, a predicted model, not a curated record